AUGUCGCACGUGUGGCUAUUGAACAUGAAGACCGUGGAAGCAAAGAAAGCGCUGACAGACGCAGGCAUUCUUAAAGUUAAAGACCGGGCAUGUCUCGUCAUUGACCCGACGCGGCAAGAGGUUAAAAUGAAAUUGCACUGGCUAGCGUUCGAUGUUACAAAAGACGCUAUUCGACGUGCCUUCUAUGAAUACGGCGACGUCAAGGAGGUGACCGAUGACCGAUGGAGAGUCGAGGAUUUUGAAGGAGUUGAAUCGACCACUCGUGUAAUACGCAUGCAACUACGAGAUGGCGUUUCUGUGGAUCAACUGCCCCAUCAGGUGCGUAUUGGCAGCAGUACGGCACUGGUCGUGGUGCCGGGAAGACCGCCUUUGUGCUUGCGGUGCCGAAGUACGGGGCAUAUGCGACGCGAUUGUAAGGUCCCAAGGUGCAGCGAAUGCCACUCUUUCGGUCAUGAGCAGGACGAGUGUAACCGUUCAUACUUGAUGAACAGUGUGUAA
Messenger RNA from Rhipicephalus microplus (southern cattle tick), 498 nucleotides. RefSeq lists its product as uncharacterized. The record is from RefSeq and is a predicted model, not a curated record. NCBI's taxonomy places the organism in Eukaryota, Metazoa, Arthropoda, Arachnida, Ixodida, Ixodidae.